CAGAUCCCUUGGGGCUCAAUAUUAUAACCAAUAAUGGAUCACAAGCACAACUCAAACUCUUUGGCUCGGCGGUCGACACCGAAGCAGGGAUCGACACCAGACACUGUCCUCCGAUAUCUGAUCGGAACUCGAUUCAGAAAAUGGAGGGAGAGCUCAAGAACUUCAUCAAGGUAUGGAUCACAACCAUCUUUUGUCUCUCUUAUUGCCAUUACAUUGUCUCCAGAUUAAUCCCAAAAGGCCUACUCAGGCUCAUCUCCCUCCUCCCCGUCUUCUACCUCCUCAUCACCACCCCCCUAUCUCUCCACUCCUUCCAUCUCUGCGGACCCACCACCUUUUUCCUAGUCUGGCUAGGUAUCUUCAAGCUCCUCCUCUUCUCCUUCGACCUCGGCCCUCUUUCACCACCCCCACCUUCCCUCUGCCACUUCAUCUCCAUUGCUUGCCUCCCCAUCAAAAUCAAACAAAACCCAAAUCCUAAAAUCACCCAGAAACCCAGAAACCUAAUCGUUCAGAAACCUAACAAGUCAGUUGUGGUGGCUGUGAAGGCAUUACUUUUGGGUUUGAUAGUUCAUAUAUAUGAGUACAGAUCACAUUUGCACCCUUAUGUGAUCUUAGCCUUGUAUUGUUGCCACAUGUACUUGGCUCUGGAAAGUAUACUAGCCCUAGCUGCGACUCCGGCUCGAGCUCUCGGGUUCGAGCUCGAGCCGCAGUCCGACGAGCCUUACCUCUCCACUUCGCUUCAAGACUUUUGGGGACGAAGAUGGAACCUGAUGGUCACAAAUAUUCUGCGCCCUACUGUGUACGUUCCUACGCGUCGCGUGGCAGGGCGUUUGGUUGGGGCAAGGGGGGCUAGGCUUGCGGCGGUGAUGGCUACCUUUGCGGUGUCCGGGUUAAUGCAUGAGGUUAUUUAUUAUUAUCUCACGCGCGUGCGGCCCACGUGGGAAGUGACGUGGUUUUUCGUGCUGCAUGGGGCUUGUGUGGUGGUGGAGGUGGAGGUGAAGAAGGCGGUUAGCGGCGGGUGGAUGCUGCACCCGGCGGUUUCGAGGCCGUUGACGUUGUUGUUCUUGGCUGUGACGGGUAAUUGGCUGUUCUUUCCUCAGUUGGUCAGGAAUGGUGUUGAUACAAAGGCUAUAGGAGAGUAUGCAAUUGUGAUGGAAUCUGUCAAGGCUAAUUUGCCUCAUUUACAGAGCUGAUAGCUAGAUAUACCCUUUUAUUGAUCUUCUUUUUCUUGUUGUUAAUGAAAAUGAAGUUGGAAAUUGAAGUUUUGUGUGCUGAUGGUCACAUUAUUGAAACAUUUUGGAAGAAACUUAUGGUAGAUUUGUUGCUGAACUGUUUAUUUGGACAAUGCUGAUCACAGUAGCAAACUGAUCCCUAUUGUAGUAUUGUUAAACUAAUCUUCUAUUGUAUUUGUUGUUCAAGAGCAUGAUAUUGCAAUUUGCAAUAUGGGUUGGAUUUUCC
This is a messenger RNA of Argentina anserina (silverweed cinquefoil), 1455 nucleotides long. RefSeq names its product probable long-chain-alcohol O-fatty-acyltransferase 1. NCBI's taxonomy places the organism in Eukaryota, Viridiplantae, Streptophyta, Magnoliopsida, Rosales, Rosaceae. Gene Ontology annotation, biological process: lipid metabolic process. The transcript has a single exon. The record is from RefSeq and is a predicted model, not a curated record. Bases 141 to 1190 code for a protein of 349 amino acids.